GUCAGCGGAAGCGCGGCGGGGUCCUUUCUGUGUGCCCGCUCGCCCCAAGGUGCCUGCGGAGCUCGGCGCCGGCCGCGCGGCGGGAGGGCGGGCGGGAGGGAGGGGGCGGCGGGAGCUUCCCCUGUGCGCCGGGCACCAUGAUGGUGGGCAGGACCAGCGCCAUCGCGGCGGGCCUUUGCGGGGCCCUUUUCAUCGGCUACUGCAUCUACUUCGACCGCAAGAGACGGAGCGACCCCAAUUUCAAGAACCGGCUGCGGGAGCGAAGGAAGAAACAGAAGCUUGCCAAAGAGAGAGCAGGGCUUUCCAAGUUGCCUGAUCUGAAAGAUGCUGAAGCAGUUCAGAAGUUUUUCCUUGAGGAGAUUCAGCUUGGCGAGGAACUACUAGCUCAAGGUGAAUAUGAGAAAGGUGUUGAUCACUUGACCAAUGCCAUUGCUGUGUGUGGGCAGCCGCAGCAGCUAUUACAAGUUCUACAGCAGACUUUACCACCUCCAGUGUUUCAAAUGCUUCUAACUAAGCUCCCUACAAUAAGCCAGAGAAUUGUAAAUGCACAGUGCUUGGCUGAAGAUGAUGUUGAAUGAGGUCACACCACAACAGGGGGAAAAAAUGUUUUCUUACCCCAGAAGAUGAGCAUCACUAGGGGCAUAAAGGGGCAAACAUAGUAGUUAAUGGACUGUGUACCACAUCGGGUUCUACCAGAGUUAAAAUUAACUUCGUGUAGGUGGGUUUUGCAGGAUUUUAUUUAUUAUCCCAGUGAAAAGUGUAUUUUGAUAAGAAUUCAUUUUAUAAAUACACUGUGUUGAGUUAUCAAAGUAUCACUAACUUCAUUAUUAUUAAAAUAUGCAGUUGUAAUGUUGUACAUAUAAAGACAUAAAACUACGACCUAUUAAAAACCCAAUGCUCAUUUUUGAAAAAACAAGGUUAUGGCAAUAAAGAUUUAUCUGCACUUGUGUGUCCCUAUAGUACUACUUUAAAUUUCAGAACAUCUGGGUGUCAGAGCAAAUGAUCUAAAAAUAACAUUAAAAUUUAUUUUUAAUGUUAAUGCUGGUCUUCCAAUGCUUUUAAGUUUAAAACCUUGUGUCAUUUCCUGAGCAAAUAGACGUGUGAUCAUUUAAACAGUAACCGAUCACCUUAGAAAGAGAUGCAAAUCAGAAUGAGAAUAGAUGGCUGGCUGCAGAAAGAAUGACAAAUCCAUUUGUCAGGAACAGUAACAUCUAAAGUGAUGCGAGUCAAAACUUUCUCUGGCAAACACGAAAGCUCUGUUAUUGCAGGUGUCUGAAAUAAAGCUGUUUGGGAUAGAACCUGGGGCAGAUUGUAAGAGCACAAAGGCUGGAGUUUUUUGAAAGCUCGAAACCUCUUUGUGAGAUAGGCAGUUAGCAUUUCAGUCUCUAGUCUUCAAGACCAUAGAAAAUGGUUGUUAACAGUCUUUGGCAUUUGUCUUAAGAAAUGAAAUUGCACUGAUAAGGUAAGAUGAUGAUAUCCCCAGGCUAAACGAGCUAAAGCUAAUGGAUUUAGAAAGAUGUUGUAAAAUCUUGGUAUGGUAUGAUACCAUAAACUUGAACUUAGGUAAGUUUUCCUUUGCCAGUGAAAAGGAGGCAAGUAAUAUACAGGCUCAAGUGAGUAACAAAAGUAUACUUCUGAAAGCAAGUUUUCCAUGGAUAUGGUGUUCUAAAUGUCAAACCAGAUUGGCUUCUACUGUUUUCUGGUUUUGUGCUAUCGCCACUCAUUUGGCAGAAGAAGCAAUGAAAAAUGCUGCUUUGUAUUUGUGGUGUGGUGACUUUUUUUAACUUAAGGAGAAAGGGAGAAUUCUUUGAGGAGUCUGUCUUUCAGAACGGCUGAUAGUUUGUGCUGAUGAUGCCGAUACAAGGUACUAGGUGGCAUAGUCCAAGUAGAAGCGAGAUACUCAGAGAGCACUUUAGCCAACAUUCCCAUCUGUCACUGUCUUUUUAGCCUGGUGUAAGUUUCUGUAAAGUCACAUUCUUCCAAACCGUAGGUCUCAGUGUUUCAGAAAUAGCCUUGCACAGAUCUUUCGAGAGGUUAAACGGAUAGUUCAUGGUCACCUAACAAUCAAGUAUCCGAGUUUGGGAGUAGAAAUCACUCUUACUGAAUCAGUCUGCUUAGGCGGUUUGCCAUGGGAGAGAGAUUUCCCCCUUAAUUCCUUGAAAAUACAAUUUCCUAAGAUUUGAGGUGCUGUCGAAUCGUCCUGUAACGCAACAAAUACUAAAGUUAAUGGCUGGUACAAACAAAAAUUUCAUGAAGAGCUGGCUGUAGUUCAGUCUUUUUGUUGUGUUUGAAUUGUUCAGGUAGCAUAAGGGAAAACUCAGUAGCCAUAAUCUUCAGGUGACAAUGGCUGGUGUGCUCUUUUCAUUUUAAUUUGUUUUAGAGGGACAAAGUUAUUCUGUACCUAGAAAACAUAAGAAAAACACUGUGAAAUUGCAGAAGGGUCUACGAUUUUUAAUGAGUACAGUGAGGCUUUCUGGAGUUCUUCUUUCUAACCCUUACAAGCAAAAAGUAAGAAUUCAUAGGUUAUGCUGGCAGAACUGUUGGCAUAUUUACCUGCUGUCCUUGCUAGUGGUGGUUGCUUCAGCGUAGUAUCUUUUUGGUUCAGCUUUUAAUGUUGUCUUAAAGUAAAUCGAACUCUUCCACCCUGCCUUGAAAAACAAACCCAAACAGCAUAAGACAGAGGUGGCACCCUUCCUUCAAACCUGAACAGUUUUCUACACUCUUUGGUAUAAUGUCAACAACUUGAAGUCACAGUUUAGUUUACAGAAAGCUCUCCUGAAGAAAAUUAUGUUUUAGCAAAGCUGGAUAUCAAUUCUGAUUCUGAUGGAAGACUUGAUGAUAGUCUGUUUAUGUCUACAAAUGAUCAUUGCUUUCAUAAACAUCAUAGACACACAUUACUUUAACCCCUUUUAGUUUUCUUGAUUCUGAAAAGUCAGAUGCAGACAAAAUUUUAGAUCGCGUAGGUUUAAAUGUAGUCUUAAGUAUAAAUUUGUUCUCAUAUUUGCUUACCCAGAAGUACCUGGUUAGUAUGCUAGAGCAAACUGAUACCUGUUUUCAGUGUCUUGGCCAAUCAGGUGGGAACGUUGAAUCCUUUUAAUAAGGCUUAAGGUGGUUUCUUUUUUUCCCCCCACAUCUCCUGAUGAAGCUAGCAACUUACAAACUGUGAAGACGUGAGGAUAUUGUCUGGAAUGAGAAUUGGCUGUUGCUCCAGCAAUGGCAGGCUGAUGCUGGUGUAGCUAGCAUGCAAAGCCCACAGAUGUAGGAGGCUGUAAUUUAGAACUGGUUUCAGCCAUCAGCAAAGUGCAGGUCAUUGGAAGUGCAGCGGUAAUGAUGGAUGUAUUGCAUCAGUUGCAGUAAUGCCGUUGUGUUAGCUGUGCAUAGUACUGUGUUUUACCUGUGCAAAUUAAAAAAAGGAGGAAGUAAGCCAUUCCAGUUGUGCAUUCGCUGCUGCUGAGCUCUGUAAUCUUAGUUUACUGCAGGUAAAACUACUAAUCUUUUUCCCAGAAAGUGCAAUCUUCCCUUCUGUGGUGCUGCAAGGACAAGGCACUUGAUUCCAGCACUAAGAGGAUUUCUCAUAAAGGAAAUUGGAGGUCUGUUUUAUGCUGGGAAGUCUCCUAGCAUCAGUUAUGAGCUUCUUGGGCAGCUUUUAUAGAAAAACCUUAGCUAGUUUCAUGAUCAUGCAGGACUACCUUUGAUGUCUCACCAUUAAGUUUUGUAGAUAAUGGAAUCGAAUCCAAAACCAGAGUGAUCAGGCACACACUGAAUCAUCUGGCACUAAUUUCCUUACCCUGGGGGAUGACGGAAUAUUAUUGUUGCCCUUAACUUGAAAAAUGGAGAAGUCCCAGCCCUGCUGUGUAGGAGGCCAGCCAGCCGUCAUCAAAGCAAAGCUCCAGCUAUUCAUGCACCCAGAAGAAUCUUUCUUAAGUUUCAUUUGUACAUCUGUUGAUGGUGUGUUUAAAGUCCCUGAGGCUGAACAGUGGCCCUACAUGACCGUUGUGUUAAAAUUAACAUGAGUUAAACUUCAAGGGAAUCUUUGAAGUGGUCACUAAGUGCUUUUAGUGAGUGUUUCAAAGGCACGUUGUACUGUACACCCAUGCUUCUGCGUUUUUAAAUAUACGGAUAUGAAAAGGGCUGAUGUGGAAAAAGAAUUUCUUCAAGGCUUCUGUUGUACCCAAGUCUUGGUUUGUUUUUUAAUGUGUGCUUACACUGACCAGUAUAGCUAACGGUCGUCUUUAUGCACUGACCAAAGGCCUGUUGCAAAGAGCUGAAACUAGUGUGUAAUUCACAAGGACUGGGCUAGCUUUCAUCAGAGGCACUCUGGAAACUGAGCUUCUGGUGUGGGUAACAGUGCUUGUUUUCUGCCUUUGUACCAAAACAGAGCCUCUCAAAGAAGAUGUGGGUAUCUGAUGCUAUUCGCGGAGGGCAGAAUUUGCCACAUCCCAUGUAUGUGUGAGUGAAGCCAUAGGAAACAGAUGGCCCUUCUGUGCUGUUUCUGUGCCCAACUGUCCAGCAUACUGGCACUAGAUAAUGGGCAGCUUUUUCAAAGUACAGUAGUUUCCACAUGUUCUUGAAAAGAAACUCCAGGUUCUCACUUCUUUCCCUGCAGUAGAGGCUUACAAGUGCUAGUUUUACAGAAUAUUUGCUGGACAUUUUUCAGUAAGGUCACUAGCCUGUUUUCCAAUUGCUGCUGUAAUCUAGUAAUCAUGAACUCCUAAAGGCUCUGUGCUAUAAGCUUUUGACUCCAGACAUGAAGUCCCAGUUCCUGUUUUGUAAAGGUCAGGCCUUGAUUUAAUGGGUUGACAUAUGUGUGUCUCUCUGCAGUGCUUGCUCACAAUUACCAUAAUUUCCCUUACGCCCUGAGGAUGUUCUUGACUCAUCUUUGGGGUGAGAGGAUGUCUGCUGGUGCUCACCCCCUGUGUGAUAGUUGCUGAAUGGAGUGUUGUUGCAGCUAGCCCAGUGUUGCUACAGCCUGCAAAUUUGCCCAGGUGGUCCAUGCUGCAAGACAGUUAUGAAUGGCUUUCAUGUAUGAAAUUGAUACUGUGCAUGGAGGCAGAAAGCAGCUGAAAUCAGAUAGUUCCACUUCUUCGCAACUUGGACCCUUGCAACUGAAAACCGAUUUGGUCACGCAAUCAUUUAUUUGAGCAGGUCUUAAUCUGAACAGCAGAGGGCAGUUGUGCACACACUUUCUGUGCAAGCUCAUCCUGCAAAAUCCUGGUUUUUAGAAAUCUUCGUGUCUGGUGAGGUGAUGCAAUGCAGCAUUUUGUCCAGACAAAUUUGGUACAAUGUAUAAGACAGGAUUGGUGGGGCAGCAGUGGCACGUGUUUCUACUGAUACCUAAUUUUGGCUUCUAAAAUUCUGUUUGGUUUGUAGUGAUGGCAUGACUGGAAGGAUUUUCCUUUUCUUUCUCUCCAUCCCUCAACACAAACCAGGUAGAUAUAUAAGCAUUGUACAAGUAAAACUCUGCAACAAAAUGCAACUGAAUCUCAUUCCCAGGUAUGCAAGAGAGGAGUUUUCUCUUGCCUAGCUGUGAUUUUCCUGGAUGAGCUUUGCUGGCUAGAGUAAAGGAGAGCACCUGUUAACUGCAGUAGGGGUGGAAGAGACUGCCUGGAGUUGGGCUCUGGCCGUGAUGGCCCCUGUGUGGAGGCCUAACCAAAACAAAAGAAAGGGGGGGACACAUUAGGAUGUUGUAGGUUGGUGACAGGAUGCAGUUUCGCUGCUGAUUGAAUUUCGGCUUAAGGUGACAAAACCUACUCACCCUGUUGCAAUCCUGUAGCUGUCAUGAAGUGAGCUGCUGAGGUCUCUCUCAUGGCUUGAGGCAGCUAUUUGUGCUGAAACUAAAUCUUAACUGCUCCUGUACCUCAGAAGUGCUUUUUCUUUGCUUCCUGGGCUGUAUUUGCAGUGUAUGUUUAUGCCAUACAAAUAAAUGGAAGUUUUCAGCCCUUGUAGCUGUCGUUCAGCAUUUUUCCAAACAUUCAACUUGUUAGUAAGAAAUUCUUCAAGGUCUGCUUAAAACAUGGCAAGAAUCUAGAGAGAGUGAGCUGUUUAUUAAAAUAUAUUGUCUCUGCAAACUGUGCUUCUCCUUUCUUAGGUCAGUGUGGAUAUCUUACACCCUGUAAGAUAGCCUGGAAGAUACAGAAAUUUGCUAUAACAAACCAAUCUUUGCCUGUUUUGGCGUGUAUGUAAAAGAGCAUUUCCUGGAGCUCUGAAACAACCUGGUUAGCAUCUUUUGUUGUGUUUAAUAUUUAAUUAGAAGGAAUGUAUAUUCAGCUUUGAUGAUUAAAAUGACAAUGAUUAUUGCAUGAAUUUGUUAAUUAUAAUGCAAUGACAAAUUAAAUGGAAAAAUGGAGAAAAGGGAUUCUUGAGCAAGCAUGUUCUUUGAGAAAC
Strigops habroptila (Kakapo) is the source of this 6384-nucleotide messenger RNA. RefSeq names its product translocase of outer mitochondrial membrane 20 (gene TOMM20). Gene Ontology annotation, biological process: protein targeting; tRNA import into mitochondrion; protein import into mitochondrial matrix. Gene Ontology annotation, molecular function: transmembrane protein transporter activity. Lineage: Eukaryota; Metazoa; Chordata; Aves; Psittaciformes; Psittacidae. Gene Ontology annotation, cellular component: mitochondrial outer membrane translocase complex; mitochondrial outer membrane. The transcript has 5 exons. Bases 138 to 578 code for a protein of 146 amino acids. The record is from RefSeq and is a predicted model, not a curated record.